AUGACUCGGUUGAGAGAAGAGAAGAAACGGCGGUGGAUUCUGUUGCGAGAAGAACCGGCGGUGGAGACGGUUGAGAGAAGGGAAGAACCGGCGGUGGAGACGGUUGAAAGAAGAGAAGAAGAGGAGACGCCAUCGGUGGUGACAAGGAUGAGCGACGGCGCAAAGAGAAGAGGAGAGGUUUUCUGCGGAGAGAAAGAGGAGAAGAAAGAGAAUCUAGGUUAA
Molecule: messenger RNA, 222 nt
Organism: Arabis nemorensis
Lineage: Eukaryota; Viridiplantae; Streptophyta; Magnoliopsida; Brassicales; Brassicaceae
Source: the annotation of a GenBank genome assembly